AAUAAAUCUUGUGUUUUGUGAUUAUAUUAUUUUAUUUUUAAUAUUAUUUAAGAUAAAUCGAAACUAACGAGAAAACGAAAAUGGCAGAUGCAAACGUAUUUCAUACACGAACACUAGGUUCUGCUGUGGAAGGUGUUCGAGAUCAAUACGCUGACGGUGUUGCAGCUAAAGUAUGGGAAAUAUUUAUCGGUGAUAAAAAUUCACGAACACAGAAUUAUAAAAAUUUCUUAAUUGGUUUAUUAACACAACAUGGAUGCAAACGUAUUUUGGAUGUAGCAUGCGGUACCGGUGUUGAUUCAAUAAUGUUAUUGGAGGAAGGAUUUUCUGUAACAUCAGUAGAUGCUUCUGAUAAAAUGUUAAAAUAUGCAUUGAAAACAAGAUGGAAUCGUAGAAAAGAAAAGGCAUUUGAUAAUUGGGUGAUUGAAGAAGCAAAUUGGUUAACAUUAUAUGAUGAUGUAACAGCAGCUGGUAUACUUGGUGAUGGUUUUGAUGCAGUAUUAUGUUUAGGCAAUUCAUUUGCACAUAUGUUAGAUUCAUUUGGUGAUCAACGGGAACAAAAAAUUGCAUUACAAAAUUUCGAGAAAUGUGUAAAACCAGGUGGAUUUUUAUUGAUUGAUCAUCGUAACUAUGAUCAUAUUAUCGAUACCGGGUAUACACCAGCGAAAUGCAUAUAUUAUAAUAGUAAACAUAUGACCGAUAUUAAAACAUCCGUACUAUAUGUAAGUGGUCGUCCUGCUCUAGUAACAUUGGAUUAUAUGAUAAAUAUGUCGAUGGAUCGUACUAAAGAUGAUCAACAAGAAUUAGAAGAACAUGGACAAAAUGAUCAUUAUAAUGAUGAUACAAUAAGUGAAUUUCGUCUAUCAUAUUAUCCUCAUCGCUUAGAACGUUUUAAAGAUAUGCUAUUAGAAACAUUCGGUAUGCAGGCCCCACAUAUCUUGUACGGGGACUUUAAAAGUUUAGAUGAAAUUCAAACACCUGGAUUUUAUAUACAUUUUAUACAAAAACCAACGAAUAAUCAACAUCAUAGUUUUAAUCGAUUUUAAAUAAAAUUAUUAAUUAAU
Messenger RNA from Chrysoperla carnea, 1061 nucleotides. Its product is annotated as glycine N-methyltransferase. Gene Ontology annotation, biological process: protein homotetramerization; S-adenosylmethionine metabolic process; one-carbon metabolic process. Gene Ontology annotation, molecular function: S-adenosyl-L-methionine binding; glycine N-methyltransferase activity; glycine binding. Bases 81 to 1043 code for a protein of 320 amino acids. The transcript has 6 exons. The record is from RefSeq and is a predicted model, not a curated record. NCBI's taxonomy places the organism in Eukaryota, Metazoa, Arthropoda, Insecta, Neuroptera, Chrysopidae. Gene Ontology annotation, cellular component: cytosol.